Rotaria sp. Silwood1 is the source of this 1311-nucleotide messenger RNA. The record is from the annotation of a GenBank genome assembly. Lineage: Eukaryota; Metazoa; Rotifera; Eurotatoria; Philodinida; Philodinidae.
AUGCUCUAUUUUAUUGUUAAAGCUAUUUUAGCUUAUCUUCAAUAUCCGACACAAACAGAUGUCAGAGCUAAUGUUGAAUGGCCACAAUAUUUUCCAGCAUUCAGUAUUUGUAACGUUGCAUCACUUCGUUACGAUCUAUUCAUAGAACCAUUUCUAAAUUAUACAAAUACGUUAAAUUUAACCAAUGAAAAUAGUACAGAUGCAUUAUCUCCACUUCAAAUAAGAAAUUUUAUUCAAUAUACAGUUAAUAGAAAUGAAUCAGUUGCACAGUAUUCAUUUUCACUUAAUUCGAUGCUCUAUCAAUGUUUAUACAAUUCUAUGCCUUGUUCAAGUGCUGAUUUUAUUCCAUUUAUCUCAUCAACAUAUGGCUUAUGCUUUACAUUCAAUGCUAAAAUGAAAAAUAGUAGUGCUAGUGUACGAUAUGCAAAUCAGUAUGGUGGCAUUGGUCAACUUGAUUUAGCUUUCUAUGUACAUAGUCAUCAAUACGUGCCAUAUGUUGUAGAUAGUAUUGGUAUGAUUGGUAUAGUACACGACAAUGCACAAAUACCACUUAUUGAUACAAACGGCAUAGGAUUGGCACCAGGACGAAAACACAAAUUGAAUUAUAAAAAGAAGACAAAUUUCUUUUUACCUUCACCGUAUACUUCAUGUACCAAUAAUAUACCUCUUUCAAUGAAAGUAAUGUUUAAGGAUUAUAAUGGUGCUGAUUAUAGUUACUCGCAACUAUCAUGCUAUGAACUUUGUAUACAAGCUUAUGCGUAUGAACAAUGUGGCUGUACUAAUCCUUAUUUAUGGAAUAUUCGCUACAUUGUUUUACCAGGCACACAAAACAUCAUCUUAGCACCUCUUUGUAAUUACACUGAUUCUUGUUAUCAUCUAGCAGCUGAUGUAUUUACGGCAUCGACAUCAUUUAUCGAACAAUAUUGUUCAGAUUGUACAUCGCAAUGUUCUAUCAUAACCUUUCCUCUUGAAAUAUCUUCAUUUAUAACACCACUCGAGUGGCAAUUCAAUGAAAUUAAGACAUUCGUUGAAAAUUCUUCAGUACCAUUACCAUUAGAUUGGUCCACAACCUGGCGUACACAUAUUCAAAACAAUUAUGUUGCUGUUAGCAUCGUACGUCAAGCAUCUGUCGUCGAUAAUAAUACACAGCAGGCGCAAAUCACUUUGAGUGAUGUUUUGUCGAACGUUGGCGGUCUAACUGGUCUAUGGAUCGGUCUUAGUUUUCUCUCAUUGAUGGAAAUCAUUCAUAUGCUCUAUCAACUUAUACAUUAUCAGUGUCACUUAAUUCUAUCAGCAAUACGAAAACAAUAA